This is a messenger RNA of Empidonax traillii (willow flycatcher), 687 nucleotides long. It is a transcript of the gene RNF32, whose product is annotated as ring finger protein 32. The record is from RefSeq and is a predicted model, not a curated record. Lineage: Eukaryota; Metazoa; Chordata; Aves; Passeriformes; Tyrannidae.
AUGAGAGAUGAUACAGUUUCUGCAGUCCAUGUGCAGGAUCGUACAACACAGUCUCUUCAGCUCCAGGAUCUUUCAUUAGCAGAACCUUUUAAGUCAGGGAUAAGGGAUACCAAGAACAUUUACAAACCUGUGAACAAAGAAAAGGGCAGAACAAUAGUAGAUACUGGACUAAGAAAAAAGAGCACUCACAGCAAAAACAAGGAAGAUGCAGAAAAGGAGGACAUUCCUGAUCCCAGUCCUCCACAGCGAAUGUUAGCAUUUUUUACUUUUCAGCUUUUAGAAUGCUUUAAAGUCAGGUUUGAUUCUUGGGGUUAUUUUUCUCCUUUGAAAAAACAGGUGCUGCAUUCAUGUUCCCAUGUACUCCAUAAAGCAUGCCUGGAAACCUUUGGAAAAUUUACAGGCAAAAAUUGUCCUGUGUGCAGAAAAGAGCAGUAUCGGACCAGAGUGAUACACGAUGUGGCAUGCUUGGUUAAAAUAAAGUGUGCUAUUAGGUAAGCCUUACUUCUGCUACAGGUAUGUCACUGGACAGGAUACAUUGUUAGAAAACUGUAGAAAGACUUGAAAGAAACAGUGCCUCCUAAGGAUAGUAUAUUAAGAAAGCGAUUAUUUGAGAAAAAGUUUUGUUGCAUUUGCUUCCUUGGUCUGUUUCUUUCGUGUGAUUCACCUCCCUUAAAUCAGAACUCCUAA